Molecule: messenger RNA, 1484 nt
Organism: Coregonus clupeaformis (lake whitefish)
Lineage: Eukaryota; Metazoa; Chordata; Actinopteri; Salmoniformes; Salmonidae
Product: serine/arginine-rich splicing factor 9
Exons: 5
Coding region: 135-983 (282 amino acids)
Cellular component (GO): nucleus; cytoplasm; ribonucleoprotein complex
Molecular function (GO): mRNA binding
Source: RefSeq, a predicted model, not a curated record
AGCUAUCAUGAGCUCUUCUGCAAACACAAAAUAUGACACACGAGUCAGCAAGGCUAACUUGUUAGCUAGCAAGCUAACGUUAGCUACUAGCUAGCUAACUAAUGGUUGUCGACAACUUGGUGGCUAGGUACUGAAUGAAUGGGCAAACCUGGAAUAAAGGUGAGCACAGUUUGGCAAUCCAGGGAAGGAUCAGUUCUGGUAACAUCAUGGCAGAUGGCAGGAUCUACGUGGGGAACCUUCCGGCUGAUGUGCAAGAGCGGGAUAUUGAGGAUAUAUUCUUCAAAUAUGGCAAAAUCCGAGACGUUGAGUUAAAGAAUAACAGAGGCACUAUUCCCUUUGCCUUUGUGCGCUUUGAAGAUCCACGUGAUGCAGAGGAUGCAGUCUAUGGGAGGAAUGGUUAUGGAUUUGGAGACUGCAAGCUGCGCGUUGAGCACCCUCGCUCUGCCUCCUCUAAAUUCAACGGUCCUAUGGGUGGUGGUGGUCGAGGGGGUGGUGAAGGAGGUCCCGGUGGUCCUAAAGGGAGGUUUGGGCCUCCUACUCGAAGGUCAGAGUUCAGAGUUAUUGUGACUGGCCUGCCUCCGACUGGAAGCUGGCAAGACUUGAAAGAUCACAUGAGGGAGGCGGGAGACGUUUGUUUCACAGAUGUUCAGCGGGACGGGGAAGGGGUGGUGGAGUUCCUGCGCAGAGAGGACAUGGAGUAUGCCAUGCGGCGCCUAGACAGGACGGAGUUCAGAUCACACCAGGGGGAGACAUCGUCUAUCCGGGUCCAUGGAGAGAUUGGGGACAGCAGAGGACGCUCCCGGUCCCGUUCCAGAUCCAGGGGACGGUACUCACCCGCUUAUCAAGGUCGCGGCUCUCCACCCCCUCGUUAUCAGUCACCCCCUGUUCGCAAGGUGUCUCGCCAUAGCCCUCCUCCACGUCGCCCACCUGCAGCACACCGUAGCCCACCCUCCCGCAGCCCACCCCCCCGUCACUACCGAUAGUCUACCUACAGGAUGGAGCCAAGACUGCUGAUUACUUUUUGUGUUGCUUUUCGUUUUAGGCUGUCAUGUGCAUUCCACUAUGAAGACUGUCUCCAAAGGAGGACUUUUUAAAAUAGUGUAGACAGCGGAUGGGCAAAUCUGCAUUUGCCUCACAUUCUAAGUGAUUCAUUCUCAGACCUAGGAUAUAGCUAGUUAGGGAUAUUUGUGAAGGAGACUGCAUAUUAGAGGGAUGCAACAUCAUACAGCUCUUUAGUAAUGUGUUUUCUUUAACAAAAAAAAAAAAGCAUGUUUCUGUAAGAGCCUGUCUAGACAGCCCUUCCUUGUGGAUGGUUGCCUUGCAAAUGUGUUUGUGCUGGUCUCUAUUUUGUUCCUCUUAUUUUACAUGAGUGAAAUUAUUUGUAACUACUCCUGCCCCCAUUCUCAAAAUAAUCUUUGUAUCUUGUAACAGCUUUGUAAAAAGUAUUUUUUUUAUUUUUUUUUAUAAAGUGAGUACUCUUAGUA